AUGACCAGCCAACUGGGCGCCCUGGAUGAGCUGGUGGAACUGGUGGAGCAGGAGCAUGACACGCCGACCAGCGGCGUGCUGCGCGCACUCAACACGAAGCCAACAAUGGGCUUUGACGACGUGCUGGUGGCGCCCUGGUCGACCCGCGACGCGCUGCGCGGCGUGUGGGCGGCGGCGCUGCGCGAGCCCCUGACGCCCGACCUGGGCGUCCUGCUGCGCACGUACAUGCCGCACCUCGAGGCGCUGCAUUACGAAGGCGAGCCGGGCCGCCGCGGCUGCGACGGUGUUGCCGCAGCGGCGGCCCGGCGCUUGGCGGGCAUGCAAAACUCUCGUGUUGCCCGGCGCCGCGCUUGCCCCGCCCACACCGCGCCAGCCCCCACCCCCGCCGACCUGGCGCUCGUGCUCGAGUUGGUUGCAGCUUGCGAGCAGGCGCCCGGCAGCUUCCGCCUGCGGCUGCUGCGCCUCGAGCUCGCGCCCGAGGUGGCGGGCCUGACGCUCACGAUCAGGGGCGGCGGCGGCUGCGGCGGCGGCGGCGGCGCUGAGGGACCAGGGCUAGCGCCUCAGGCUGCCGUCGGCGUGGGGCUGCGCCUCUCGGCCGACCGCGCGUGGGGGGACGAGGCGGCCGCGCGGCUGCGCGCGGCGCUGCCGGCGUUCCGCCGCCUGCAGGUGCUGCUGCUGCGCGGAGCGACGCCGCGGCAGGAGGCGGCGCUGGCGCAGGUGCGGCGACGCGGGGGCGUGCUUGGCCGCAUCCACGCUGCAGCAGGCUCGCGGACCUGGAAGCUGCCCUGA
This is a messenger RNA of Monoraphidium neglectum, 789 nucleotides long. RefSeq lists its product as hypothetical. The record is from RefSeq and is a predicted model, not a curated record. Bases 1 to 789 code for a protein of 262 amino acids. The transcript has 4 exons. Lineage: Eukaryota; Viridiplantae; Chlorophyta; Chlorophyceae; Sphaeropleales; Selenastraceae.